Cololabis saira (Pacific saury) is the source of this 2036-nucleotide messenger RNA. RefSeq names its product zinc finger, RAN-binding domain containing 2 (gene zranb2). NCBI's taxonomy places the organism in Eukaryota, Metazoa, Chordata, Actinopteri, Beloniformes, Belonidae. Gene Ontology annotation, biological process: RNA processing. The transcript is spliced from 9 exons. Gene Ontology annotation, molecular function: lipopolysaccharide binding; RNA binding. Bases 35 to 1072 code for a protein of 345 amino acids. The record is from RefSeq and is a predicted model, not a curated record.
GUGGCCAGCGGCCGGAGCUAGAUCCUGCUGCUGCAUGAGCUCAGCGAGCCCGCCGUCCUCAACCACACAUAUCACACCAAAAAUGUCCGGCAAGAGCUUCCGAGUCAGCGACGGGGACUGGAUUUGUCCAGAUAAAAAGUGUGGAAAUGUGAACUUCGCUAGAAGAACCAGUUGCAACAGAUGUGGCAGAGAAAAGACCACAGAGGCAAAGAUGAUGAAGGCAGGAGGAACGGAAAUUGGAAAAACUCUUGCUGAGAAGAGCAGAGGCCUGUUCAGUGCAAAUGACUGGCAAUGCAAAACAUGUGGUAAUGUGAACUGGGCUAGAAGAUCAGAAUGCAACAUGUGCAACACACCAAAAUAUGCCAAGCUUGAAGAAAGAACAGGAUAUGGUGGAGGUUUCAAUGAAAGGGAGAAUGUGGAAUAUAUUGAAAGGGAGGAAUCUGAUGGUGAAUAUGAUGAGUUUGGUAGGAAAAAGAAAAAAUAUCGUCGGAAGACCUCCUCAUCUUCCUCAAAAGAGAGUGAAAAGAAGGUAGUAGUGCCAAAACCUAAAGUUGAAGCUGCGGCAGAGGGGGGGGAGGAAGAAGAGGAGGAGGAGGAAGAAGAGGGUGACCUAUCCAAAUACAAACUGGAUGAUGAUGACGAUGAAGAAGAUGAAGACGGGGAUCUGUCUAAGUACGACCUGGGUGCCAGCGAUGAGGAGGAACAGGCCGCUAAGAAAAAGGGCAGCCACUCUGGCUCGUCCCGCUCCUCCGUGCGCUCCUCCAGCUCCAGCUCUCGGUCCAGGUCCAGGUCCCGCUCUGGAAGCUCUUCCAGUUCCAGAUCCGAAUCUGGCUCGCGGUCUCGCUCCAGAUCCAGCUCCAGGUCUGGAAAGGGCUCCUCUCCCCGGAAGAGGUCCCGUUCACCCUCCUCCUCACCCGAGAGGAGACAGAAGCGCAGUCGCUCCAGGUCCUCAUCUGGAGGGAGAAAACGGAGGCGUUCUAGAUCACGUUCGUCCGAAAGGUUUGGGUUUCUGUGGAAUACCACACUGGCACUGAUUAUUACAGCCAUCUGUCGGCUCGCUUAUUGGAUUUAAGAUUUACAUACUUAUGUUCACACCUCUGCCAUGAUGUUUUUUUUGUUUGUUGCUUUUUGUUUUUUUUCCUGGUGACCUUGUUUCAUGUAGUCAUACUAUGCUAACAAGUGAGUCCGCUGAUCUUGUCAUUCUUCCCAUGAUGUUUGUGUGAUUUCAGGGGCCGAGACCAUUCGUCUGGAUCGUCGCAUUCUGGCUCCAGUUCAAAAAAGAAAUAACUUUCUUAUAGCCUUGAAACCAACAAAAGGAAUCUGAACCGGAAAUGCAUGUUGUGUUUGCAAAGAAAACAACCACAUCCCUUCAGUAUGCUGUUCAUGAUCAUAAAAUCUCCAAAGUCUUAACUUCCCUCGAGACAGACGGGUGACAUGACUCCAUCCUGUCCUCCGUGUUAAAACCACAUACAUCCCAAGUGUUCGUAACUGUAGGUGUCCGAUUAACAAAUGUUUGGUCCUAAAAGAAAAUCAGAUGAACUCUGUGGAGCUUGUAUCAGUUUUUCGAUCCAAUCUGCUUGAUCUUGCCUCAGCAGAACAUUUAGUUUGUGGGCUGAAAUGUUCGGAAAUUGGAGCAAAGUCUAUUUUUUAAAUCUUAUGUUAUUUUUCUCAUGAAAACAAAACAAAAAGCAUCUUACUACUUAAAAUUAAUUUAGAAUAGCUGAGAUUUAGCUACAAGUUUUGGCCUUUUUUCUUCGAUUAUGUUUUCAAGGUAAGUAUUUUAAUUUUGGAUGUUUUAAUUGAAUGCAGUAAGUUCAACACUGAUUUAGGAUAAAGUGUACUUUAUUUACACAGUUGUGGCCUAUUUUGAAACCUUUGUAACAAAUUAUCUUUUUUGACAUUCAUCAAACUUUUUUUUUUCUUUUUUUUGCUCCAGUUUAGUGUGGCAAGAAAGGCUAAAGAUAAUGUGACAAUACAUUUUUUUUAAUUGGUAACAUCUACAAUGUACACGUGUAAAUAAAAUCCUUUCAACAUUG